This is a messenger RNA of Halichondria panicea, 1700 nucleotides long. RefSeq lists its product as uncharacterized. Lineage: Eukaryota; Metazoa; Porifera; Demospongiae; Suberitida; Halichondriidae. Gene Ontology annotation, molecular function: protein binding. The record is from RefSeq and is a predicted model, not a curated record. The transcript has 7 exons. Bases 61 to 1584 code for a protein of 507 amino acids.
AUUAAAGUUGAAUGCUGCAAGAGCAUCAGUCUAAUCAUAGAUAAAGAAGAAAGGGAUUGUAUGGUCCGACUAAUGUUUGCUGUCAUUCUAGUAUUGUUAACUUGCCAUGGGCAAGUGGAAGCCACUUUGACAUCCACCUCCACUGUGGCGGCCUGUCCUGAUGACAUUGUCACCUUUACCUGCACUCUGCCUGGUAACGUCUUAGCGUGGAACAUCAUUCCUCCACAAGGUCAAGAAAAUAAUAAUAUGUUCAGAAUUACACUAACUGCCAGCAACACCGAUGAAACACAAGGUAAUCCAGCAUUCCGUGCUGUUCUCACUGACUUUAGUGGACCCCUCACUGCUACUCUCACCUCACUGUCUGAGGCUUCCAUUGUAGAGGGUACUAUGGUGUUGUGUGAGGGAGAGGGCUCACUAGAGGGUCCUCUUACUAUCACUGUGGCUGAUUCACCCUCCUCUCCACUCAACCCAAGAGUAUCCGCCACUCAAAAUCAACCCAGUUCUUUUAAUAUCACUCUGGACUGGGACCCUCCCUCCUCUACUGGUGGUGUGUCUGCCAGGUAUGUCCUCACCAUCUCUCCAACAUCUCUCUCCGGGUCACCAGUAACUGUGGAGACCACCUCGGCACAGAUAACUAUCUUCUACAACACUCCCUACAAUGUGACCAUCAGAGCUGUGAACUGUGUUGGAAUGAGCCAAGAAGCUUCAAUUGAGGAUCUGAUUGUGUGCCCCACACCGUCUACUGCUACCGGUGUUACUAUCACCAACACACCUCCGGUCACUAUUGGUGGAUCUAUGCUCACCUUUGCUUGCAAUGGAGACAAUGAAGUGAUAACCUCAACCUGUGGCAGUAGUGGAUGGUCUCCUGAUCCUGUGACCUUCGACUGUGGCAUCCCAGUUACAGUAGAUCCCCCAGUCACCUGUGGUUCUCCUGCUAUACCGUCCAGAGGUAGUGUGGACAUCAGUGGAAGGCUACCACCCUUCUCACUGGGUUCACAGGUCAUCUAUCGCUGUGACGAUGGACUGUUCCCCCCUGAUGUGAGGACCAGCACAUGCACUGAUGUGGGGGAUAGCGGAGAGUGGGUGGAGAAUCCUGGGAGCUUGUUAUGCAGGGAGAGGCCAGUCAACUGCACUCUUCCUACUGAGCCUUGCAAUGGUGCUAUAGUUGAGUAUGAGAGGUUGAACGAGACAGUGUUGGAGGGAACAGUGCUGACUUACCAGUGUGACAAUGGACUCUCACUGACUGGACCCAACACCAUUACUUGCACUAAUACUGGAGUCUGGAGCACUGAGCCUGAGGCAAUCAUGUGUGUAGUUUCUACUGUCGCUCCUUUGUUCUCCACUUCUGCAACUGUCGCUAUCAGUGUGGUCAUCACUUUCAUUGUCACUCUAGUCAUUGGAUUCCUCACUGGACUGCUGGUGAUGUAUCUUUUCUUUCGUAAGAAAGCAGUGUACUUCCCAGCAACUGAAGGACAAACUAACACAGCGUCCACUGCACCAGCUGGUCCUGUUUAUGAGGAGGUGUCACCCAAAGAGGAGAUUGAACUCAACACAAACCAGGCGUAUGGACCAUUAGGACUGUGAAACUCUUUCACUCUAGCUUUAUGAAUAGCAUUCAACAAGUUACAUUGCAAUAAUUAUCAUUCUGUUGGUAUUUUGUUUGUUAAUAGACUCAGUGUUUUUGAUAGCGUAUAAUUAUA